AACCGCUCCUGUUGCUGCCAUCCAUUAAACUCCAUUAAAACAGAUGUCACCACAUCCCCAGCUGCCUGCAAUUAAGUGGUCUGUUUGCUUGUGUUGAUCAGCAGCUGCAACUCUUACUCAAACACUCCCCACACAACUCACCACAGGAGGCCCUUUGAAAUCCCCAACAUGGGAAGUUUUGUAUGUAAUCAUUUAGAUUCAUUUUGAAUAUCAAUGGCACCGGAAUGCCGAGGAUCCAGUUUUAAUGGGACAAUAAAGACGAACCACAAAGGUUUCCUUUUUCUUUUUUUUUUACUUCUUUUUUUUCCUCUUCUUUUUUUUAAUGGCAGAAGGGAUGUGGGUUCGCUUUACUGCUGCCAGCUCGUAAACACAUUCACACCUCUCUUUCAUUUAAAUGCGGGAUAAGUUAUAGCACAUUAUUGAAAAAAAUCGAGGUCGACAACAACCUGCAUUUGAAUGCUGUCUGGGAGAGCCGAGGCCAAUCCACAAACCUGCAGCACUUUAAAAGGCACGACUAAUCAGUGAGGAAGAAGAAGCAGUUUCUGUCACUGUUCACUAAUGCAAUAAUAACAAUACUAAUGACAAUACUUGCUGAUAUUUAUUAUCAUUAUAUAGGCCUUAAGGUGAUAAAAACUGAAACUAAAAAUAUGAUUUGACGCAAAACUUAAGAUAAAUGAAAACUUGGUCCAAUAAAACUCAUAUAAAUAAACAAAAAAAAUACUUUAUAUCAUCCCAUGCUUCAAAUUAGACGUUAAAAUCAGUUUGCUUUGUCUUUAUCCAAACACAAAUUCGAUCAUUUCCCAAAUUUACUGUAGGAAAAAUAUAAAUAUUAAUUUUAAUAAGCGGAAAAAAACAAACCAAAAAGCAGUUCAUCUCCUUGUCCUUGUUCUCCUCUGCGCAGCGCUUUGCCCACCGAGAGGAAAAAACCCUCUCCAAGCUGAUGGUCUCUCCAAGAUUACCCUAUCAGGUGCAAACCGCUGACAUGUUUCCACCCACCAACAACAAAAAAGCCUCUCUGUGCCCAAAUCUCAAGCCGCAGACGCACAAACACCACUGACAGGCACUGCUGCGCCAUCAUCAGCCCCCAAAACCUCUCCAGGGAUCCGCUGCUGCUGCCGCCGCUGCCGAUUUCCACACUGCGGUUUUUUUGAAAACAUAACUUCUUUUUGUAAGCCUGGAUAAGUUUGUUUGGCCACUCUUAGCGACUUGUUUUUGGUGGAAGGGCGUUUUGUUAUUCACCGCUUUUCCCUUUUCUCCACCGCAGCACUUGGUAGAAUAAAAUGACCCAUGCAAGGUGUAGAAAUCCCCCGCAGGUACGGACGGAGCUGAGGAGGUUGUGAUCGCUGGAGCAGCAGGAUUGGGAUUGUGGGGAAACUUGGCUAUAGGUGCGCGAAGGAUAUUUUUUGAGCGAGGGGAUUUUUGUUUUUGGAGAGGUUGAAUUUUCUGAAUCCUCUCCACGCUUGGCACCGAUUUACGGAGACGUUGCGGGAUUUCGGGGAGCGGAGGAGACUGAAAAAUAAUCUUCUGGAUAAUUCCCCCCCAACAAGGAAACACCUAAUGUUGCACUCCGUGACUCUGUUGCAGCUCUCCAGUGAUCUAUCCUUACACUGGGAUUCAAUCUCCUACUUACCGCCGGAGUUGUGUGCGUAAAGGACGCGCAGGGGAGCGAAAGCAAGAGAGAGGGGGGCGAUUUCGCCAACCUUUCCCGGGGCUCUAAAUCUGUGCAAGCAGGUGUACUUCAGGUGUAUUUCUGCGAGUCAAGAUGUCUGUGCUGCCUUCGAGGUUCAUAUACCUGUGUUUACAUUUUCUGGUACUCUAUUUCCAGCUACAGGAAUCCCAGCAGACCUCUGCUGAUUUCAGGUUUUACAUCGAGAACCACACGAGGAACCCGGACGACCUGAGCCGGAAGCAGGUCCGGAUCUAUCAGCUCUACAGCAGAACCACAGGGAAACACGUCCAGAUCUUGGGGAAGAAAGUCAACGCCAACGGAGAUGAUGGGGCUCUCCUUGUUGUCGAGACAGAAACCUUCGGGAGCCACAUUCGAAUAAAAGGAAAAGAGAGCGAACACUACAUUUGCAUGAACGAGAAGGGCAAAAUAGUCGGAAGGCCCGAUGGAAGGAAGCAGGAGUGCGUCUUUGUCGAGGAAUUCCUGGAGAACAACUACACAGCUCUUGUGUCAGCCAAGUACAAAGGAUGGUACCUGGGCUUCAACAGGAAGGGGCGGCCUAAGAAAGGCUCGCGGACCACGCAGAGGCAACAGGAAGUCCACUUCAUGAAGCGCCAGCCGAAGGGCAGGCCGGACCCGCUGGAGGAGUUUCGUUUCACCACAGUGACUAAGCGGACACGAAGGGCUCGGCGAUUAAAACCCAACCCCAAGAGGAACUGAUGGGACCAAUGGGACAGCACUAAUUUUCCUCGGGGGAAAAAAAAAAAAAAAAGAAAUACUGUAACUGAAAAUCUCAAGCUUCUUGUCUUAAAAGAAUCACCUUAAAGACUUCACUUCUGUAAAAGAGACAGACAAAAAGAACAAAAAAAAAAGUCAAAGAUGUUUUAUUUUUGUAUUUCAGGAUGACUGAAUAUUUCCUAACUCUUGGAUUCUUCUGGGUUGAUGUCAUUGUGCUAACGUGUCUGUCAUGUUAUUUAUACUGGAUAAACUAAAGGACCUCUGAGAGAAUUCCUGUCGCCGUCGUCCUCAGCUACGUUUGAACUGCAAGCUGAAGGCCCACUUUCUUUUUGACAAUGGGGGCUGAAGCAGGAGCUGACGCAAUGUUAUAAAAAUCAGCCAACUAGAGAUUUAUUGGAAUACCUGUCGGUUUUUGUUUGUGUUGCCCCUGACAACGCGGAUCCCAUACUUUCCACUGGAAUCAGACACCAUGGAGAUGAAACGGAGAGAGGUGGCAGUCACAGGUGACACUGCCGGGAUAACUGUGUAGCUUUGAGUGCAAUAUUUUACAGGUCUCUCUCUUUCUCUUCCUCUUUUUUUUUUUUUUUUUU
This is a messenger RNA of Epinephelus fuscoguttatus (brown-marbled grouper), 2994 nucleotides long. It is a transcript of the gene fgf24, whose product is annotated as fibroblast growth factor 24. The coding region runs from base 1763 to 2386 and encodes 207 amino acids. The transcript is spliced from 6 exons. Gene Ontology annotation, cellular component: cytoplasm. NCBI's taxonomy places the organism in Eukaryota, Metazoa, Chordata, Actinopteri, Perciformes, Serranidae. Gene Ontology annotation, biological process: neuron differentiation; heart morphogenesis; positive regulation of cell population proliferation. Gene Ontology annotation, molecular function: type 1 fibroblast growth factor receptor binding; growth factor activity; type 2 fibroblast growth factor receptor binding. The record is from RefSeq and is a predicted model, not a curated record.